Lachancea sp. 'fantastica' is the source of this 1641-nucleotide messenger RNA. NCBI's taxonomy places the organism in Eukaryota, Fungi, Ascomycota, Saccharomycetes, Saccharomycetales, Saccharomycetaceae. The record is from the annotation of a GenBank genome assembly.
AUGCUCGAGAGUGAAGCUUUGAAAGCUCUUUACGAAAGGCAUUGUAAACAUGGUUUCCAGUACAGUUAUGGUACAGCCGGGUUCCGCUACAAGGCCAAUGUUUUGGACACGGUAAUGUUCACAACAGGCGUUUUGGCAGGUCUCAGGUCUCUUUAUCUUGGUGGACAGACGGUAGGCGUUAUGAUAACUGCGUCACAUAACCCACCAGAGGACAAUGGCGUGAAAAUUGUGGAGCCUAGAGGUGAGAUGCUCGAACAAAGCUGGGAAAAAUAUGCCACUCAACUUGCCAAUUGUGCUUCAGAAAGCUAUACUAGUUUUUUAACAAGCUUGCAGGAACUGGUUAAAGCGCUGGAAAUUGACACGACACUUCCAGCUAAGGUCAUUGUGGCCCGCGACUCGCGUGAAUCGGGCCCACGUCUGUUGGAGGCGUUUAAAGCUGGUUUGAAGACCUUUCCAGCUUUAAUUAACAAAGAUUAUGGCAUUUUGACCACUCCACAAUUGCAUUUUUUGACGAGUAAAACCAAUGAGCUACCCCAAACUGUAGACAAGAAUGAAGCCCUAUAUUACCAAGAGUUUCUUUCGGCUUGGGAUGAAAUCACAGCAGUUGAUGGCAUUGACAAGCUACCUUUCGAGCUGAAAAUUGAUGCCGCCAACGGUAUCGGGGGUCCAAAGAUAAAGGAAAUGCUUUCGCAACGCGAAGCUUUCAAAGGGGCAUAUGAAGUUUUGAACGCCGAUUGGCAAAAUUAUGCCGCGCUCAACUAUUGUUGCGGGGCAGACUUUGUGAAGACAAAUCAAAAACUCCCACAUGGUAUAAGCGUCAGCGAAACGUUCAACGCGAACCGUAUCAAUUGCUCAUUUGACGGAGAUGCCGACAGAAUAGUUUUCUAUUACAGCGAUCCUAAGGGUCAUUUCAAAUUGCUAGAUGGUGAUAAAAUGGCUACCCUAUUUGCCAAGUUCUUCCAGCAACUUCUGCAGAGCAGUGGAUUGGAAAAAGAGGUUGAAAUGGGUGUUGUUCAAACUGCAUAUGCCAACGGAAGCUCCGCUGACUACCUCGAACAAGUUUUAGGCGUAACAGUCAAGUGCACGUCUACAGGCGUAAAACAUCUACAUCACGAAGCGGUUAAAUUUGACAUUGGAAUCUACUUUGAGGCUAACGGCCACGGUACGGUCGUUUUCUCAUCGAAAUGUGUGGAAUUGUUGAAAUCGAAGCUUGCCGCGCACCCGCAAACAUCCUCAGAGUCCUACAAAUCCUUGAAACUGCUAUCAGUUUUCACAAAGCUUAUAAACCAGACAGUGGGAGAUGCUUUGUCAGACAUGCUUGCUGUCUUGGCCGUUCUGCUGACUUUGCAGUGGACGCCUGAAAAGUGGGAUGCAGAGUAUACGGACUUACCCAACCGUUUGAUCAAAGUCGUGGUGCAAGAUAGAAAUAUGUUCAAAACGACAAAUGCGGAGAGACAGCUUGUAAGCCCAGCCAAUCUCCAACAAAAGAUCGACGCUCUUGUGUUGAAAUUCGACAAAGCGAGGUCAUUCGUGAGGGCAAGUGGAACUGAAGACGCCGUGAGAGUGUAUGCGGAGGCGGCAACGAGGGAACAGGCCGACAAAUUGGCCGCAAUGGUGGGAGAACUUGUUGAGAAUUGUUAG